Struthio camelus australis is the source of this 1175-nucleotide messenger RNA. The record is from RefSeq and is a predicted model, not a curated record. NCBI's taxonomy places the organism in Eukaryota, Metazoa, Chordata, Aves, Struthioniformes, Struthionidae.
AGGCAGAAAAAGUGCACAGCAAAUGAGAAAUAAUGUGGAAGAGCAUCGGUGUGUCACCUGCAGAAAGCACUUUUAUUGCAGAGCUCUGCUUGGGACCAAAUCCUGCCCUAGUCACAUCUCAGGAUGGCAGUGGGGUGCUCGUGGGUUCACACCUGAGCAGAGCUGGUCCCUCCACUCCAGGGUCCUCCGCUGAGGAGAAGGAGGGAGGUCUGCAAGGCAGGGCUGACCCAGCCUCCAAAGGGCACCCCAGUGCCCCAGCUCCCUGGCACUGAGGAGCUGACCUUGGCCGCUGCACCUGGUAGAGGCCAUCGUGCCUUCCAGUGCAACCAGUAUGGCAAGUGGGAAUCCCCCGGCCACCCUCAUCAUCUGUGUCAAAUUCCCCUGCCAGCCCUGUGGGCUGAGCCCGUUCCUGCCCCUCUGCACUCAGGAUGGGGUCUGCAAAGCUGGCGCUGACGCUACUGGCUGCAGCUCUCCUGCUGCCUGCAGCUGCCACGCUGAAGAUCGGCGCCUUCAACAUCAGGACGUUUGGGGACAGCAAGAUGUCCAACAAGACUAUCGCGGGUAUCAUCGUCACUAUCGUGUUGGAGUAUGACAUCAUCUUGGUGCAGGAGGUCCGCGAUACUGAUCUGAGCGCUGUGAAGAACCUGAUGGACCAGCUCAACAGUGUGUUGCCGCACCCAUACACCUUUUUGGUCAGCAAGCCGCUGGGUCAGAGCACCUACAAGGAGCAGUAUCUCUUCAUCUACAAAACGGAGGUGGUGUCUGUGGUGGACACCUACCAGUACGAGGAUCCCCAGGAUGUCUUCAGCCGGGAGCCGUUCAUCCUGAGGGUGUCGUCGCCCCACACGAGUGAGCGUUGGAAAGAGGCAGAGGAGUUUGUGCUGGUGCCACUGCACUCAGCGCCGCACGCCGCCACGGCCGAGAUCGACGCGCUCUACGACGUCUACCUGGCCAUCGUCAGCAAGUGGGACACCGACCCCGACAGCGCUGACACGACCGUGGGGAAGUCGGACUGCGCCUAUGACAGGAUUGUGGUAUGCGGAUCUAAGCUGAAGAGAAGCAUCGUGCCAAAUUCGGCUACCGUUUACAAUUUCCAGCGCGCUUUCCAGCUGGAGCAGGAGGAGGCCCUGGCAGUCAGUGACCAUUUCCCAGUUGAAGUGAAGCUGGCGGCUUGA